GGUAGCCGUUGGUUCCAGGUCAGGACAACGGCACGUCGUCACCUCGCGCUCUCACGCACAUCGUUCACGCUGACAUCAAACUUUUUUUUUAUGAAAGUGCUGUUCGGCUCGCUAACAAAAAAAAGAGUCCAGUUAAUGUGUAAAUAUGUCGAAGGACUCGUGGGCAGUUGCCGUGGAUGUCCAAGAAGCGAGUUCAUCUUCACAGUUCGACAGCAAAAAAGUUCGAGGUCUGCGCAGCCAACUGUCAGACGUUAAUGGGAACCAAGCGCCGGACACCAGUGAAAAUGAAGUCUGGAGAAAAGAUGGCGACAAGGUGGACCUCGCAGAGCAGUCGCUGCUUAAUAAAAUCAUUCGCCGCUCUCUGGUGCGGAACAGAAACCAGGUGGAGGUCCUGCAGCGGGACCCCAGCUCUCCCCUGUAUUCUGUGAAGACCUUCGAGGAGCUCAGGCUGAAACCUGAGCUGCUGAAGGGUGUGUACAACAUGGGUUUCAACAGACCAUCCAGAAUCCAGGAGAAUGCCUUGCCAAUGAUGUUGGCACAGCCACCUCAGAAUCUGAUCGCCCAGUCACAGUCUGGAACCGGUAAGACUGCUGCUUUUUCUCUGGCCAUGCUCAGCCAUGUAAACACAGCCAAUAAGUGGACUCAGUGCCUUUGCAUCGUGCCAACGUAUGAGCUCGCUCUGCAGAUCGGUCAAGUCAUCGAGCAAAUGGGGAAAUUUUGUCCUGAUGUGAAAAUGGCCUACGCCAUUCGGGGCAACAGAAUGGAACGAGGCACCAAGCUGCAGGAGCAGAUUGUCAUUGGAACACCAGGCACAGUCCUCGACUGGUGCACCAAGUACAGGCACAUCGACCCCAAGAAGAUUAGUAUGUUUGUGCUGGAUGAGGCUGAUGUGAUGAUCGCCACACAAGGUCAUCGGGACCAGAGCAUACGUAUCCAUAGAAUGCUCACAAAGGACUGUCAGAUGCUCCUGUUCUCUGCGACCUUCGAGGACUCGGUGUGGAGGUUUGCAGAGCAGGUGGUCCCUGAUCCCAACAUCAUCAGACUGAAGCGCGAAGAGGAGACGCUUGACACCAUCAAGCAGUUCUAUGUGCUCUGUAAGGAGAAGGAGGACAAGUUCACAGCACUCUGUGACCUGUAUGGCUGCCUUACCAUCGCACAGGCCAUGAUCUUCUGCCAUACUCGCAAGAUGGCUUCUUGGCUGACCACAAACCUGAUUAAAGAGGGCCACCAGGUGGCUUUGCUGAGUGGGGAAAUGACGGUGGAGCAGAGAGCGGCAGUCAUCGAACGCUACAGGAAUGGCAAGGAGAAGGUGCUCGUGACCACGAAUGUGUGCUCUAGAGGUAUUGAUGUAGAACAGGUGUCACUGGUGGUCAACUUUGACCUCCCGAUGGACAUGGACGGGAAUGCCGACAAUGAGACAUACCUUCACCGGAUCGGCCGCACAGGACGUUUUGGCAAAAGAGGAUUUGCUGUCAACAUGGUCGACAGCAAGCACAGCAUGGAUAUAAUCAACCAAAUCGAGAUGCACUUCAACAGGAGAAUCAAGAAACUCGACCUGAGCAAUCUUGACGAAAUUGAGUUCCUGCAGAGCUGAACGCUUUGCGACAUGCUCAACAUCGAUACCGAAUCAGUUAGACGUUACCUCAAAUGUGACUUGAGUUCUUUCAAGCAUUCAUUGUUUGCAUUUUAUUGUUUACAGAAGAGAGAUGCAUGCUGAUGUUAACUAUGCAAGGUUAUUUCAAGGCAGCGAUUUGUGCCAAAGUUUACACUUAGAUUUAAUUUGACUAGUCACUGAAGUCACCUUAAGCCUUAAAGCAGUCUCGCAGACUAUAAAGCAACCACUGACUGUUAAAACAGCAUUUAAGAUGGGUGGUGAUAAUUAUACAUUGUGUGCGGUGUUGUGUGUUAUUUAAUUUUUUUUGAUUAUCUGAAGUGGAUUGUAGGUUUGGUGGGAUAUCAGGUCUCAUCUAUAGACGUUUGCAUGGCGUGAUCAAGUUUGAGUGCCGAUAUAAUAUCCUUGAGUGACUUGAAGCAUUUUAAGGAAUAAAUGCCUGUUUCAGCCGAGUGGAAGCUGCCAAUUAGUUUCCUCAUAACUUAAUUUGAUUGUUCUAUCAGACUGUGAAUCUGGAGGUGUUACCCAGUGUUUGUGUGGAUAAAAAAAAAAAAAUAUACUGUUGCAUGUC
This is a messenger RNA of Acanthopagrus latus (yellowfin seabream), 2183 nucleotides long. Its product is annotated as ATP-dependent RNA helicase DDX19A. Gene Ontology annotation, molecular function: RNA binding; ATP binding; RNA helicase activity. Gene Ontology annotation, biological process: poly(A)+ mRNA export from nucleus. The transcript has 11 exons. The record is from RefSeq and is a predicted model, not a curated record. Bases 146 to 1594 code for a protein of 482 amino acids. NCBI's taxonomy places the organism in Eukaryota, Metazoa, Chordata, Actinopteri, Spariformes, Sparidae. Gene Ontology annotation, cellular component: cytoplasmic stress granule; nucleus.